AUGGCAAGGUGCACUGGUUAUCAAACUUCUGCAAUCUUGAUUUUCGUGAUUGCAACAAUGAUGAUUUUGCCAGGACUUGCAACACUAGCACCCUCCCCAUCAAAUUUUAAGUUCUUAGAGGAAUGCAAAUCAAGGCUUCAUGCCGGGUGUGGAAAAGAAAUAGUCGUUACAAUAAUUAAGGAAUGGUCCAUUAGUGACAGUUGUUGCAUGGAGCUUGUAUCAAUUGGUCAAUCAUGCCAUUUUGCAUUAGUGAGCAAAGCCCUUUCGGGCCCUCUUUCCAAAUUAAACAAGUCGGAAGCCUUGACCAAGAGUGCAGAAAUUUGGAAUCAAUGUUUUGAGUUCUCACAAUUUCUAUCUCCUGGAACUUCUCCUUCUUCAAAAGAAUAA
Messenger RNA from Prunus avium (sweet cherry), 387 nucleotides. NCBI's taxonomy places the organism in Eukaryota, Viridiplantae, Streptophyta, Magnoliopsida, Rosales, Rosaceae. The record is from RefSeq and is a predicted model, not a curated record.